Molecule: messenger RNA, 896 nt
Organism: Setaria italica (foxtail millet)
Lineage: Eukaryota; Viridiplantae; Streptophyta; Magnoliopsida; Poales; Poaceae
Product: ubiquitin-conjugating enzyme E2 28-like
Exons: 2
Coding region: 1-666 (221 amino acids)
Source: RefSeq, a predicted model, not a curated record
AUGGCUCCCGGCGGCGGCGCUCUCCGGCGAACGACGACCACGGGAGGCGCGCGGCCUGCAGACAAGUCCCGUCGCUGGGAGACGCGGCUCGAGAGGGAGCUCGAAGGGCUCUGGGCGGACCCGCCGGAGUGGUGCCUCCCCGGCGCCGACGCGACGGACCGCCUCCGUUGGCAGGUCGUCGUCGUCGGCCCCGAGGGAAGCCCCUACGACGGCGGGGUGUUCGCCGUCCGCCUCGAGUUCCCGCGCGACUACCCCUUCAAGGCUCCCAAGGUGUUCUUCGCCACAAAGGUUUACCACCCCAACGUGGAUCCGAGGACUGGGCUGGUGUGCCUGGACUUCCUGACCGACAAGAACUGGUGGACGCCCGCGUGGUCGGUGGACAAGGUCCUGCUCGUCGUGGUCUCGCUUCUGCACGAGCCUGUCAUGGACGGCGUCGCCAUCAACCGGGAGGCCGCGUACCUCUACAAGAAGAAGAGGCUCGUGUACGAGGAGAUCGCGAGGGCCAAGACCCGGGAGCACGCGUCGGCGUCGGCGUCGUCGACAGAUGUGUCGUCGUCGUCUUCGUCAGAUAAUAAGGAGCGCCUGCGCCGCCCGUCGUCCCGGGGCGUUUCCCAGCUGUGCCGUCGUCUCACGAGGAGGGUGAAGUUUCUUCGGACUUCAGAAUAGGUGGCAGGGGCCUGCAGCGCUGCAGGAUGCCCUUUCCUGCUGAAAAAAUUUCUGCGAUCGAUGCUGGCUGGAGCUGGACAAGUAGGUGACGAAUUCUUCGUCUUGAGCAUUGAGGCCGUUCUAUGCUUACUACUAGGCUUACAAUACAUCAUUCUAGUUCCAUUAGUGUUCAGUUAUGGAGAGAUUUGUGCGUUCUUUGGAUGGUUUAGAAAAUGAUUAUUGUAUAAAUG